GCAGCGCGGCAGGGAGGUUUUUGUAUGAACAGGAUUCGGAUUCAUGUCUUGCCAACGAAUCGGGGGAGGAUCACCCCAGUGCCCAGAUCUCAGGAGCCCCUUUCUUGUUCGUUCACUCAAUGUCCGUGCUCUCAGCCGCGUCUGGAGGGACAAGAGUUUUGCAUUAAGCAUAUUCUUGAAGACAAGAAUGCACCCUUCAAACAAUGUAGUUAUAUUUUGACGAAGAAUGGAAAAAGGUGCCCCAGUGCUGCCCCAAAGCCCAAGAAGAAAGAUGGGGUGUCCUUCUGUGCCGAACAUGCUCGAAGGAAUGCCCUAGCACUUCAUGCUCAAAUGAAGAGGAGCAACCCAGGUCCUGUGGGUGAGGCCCCCUUGUGCCAGUUGAGCUCGUAUGCUAAACCAGAGCUGGGAGCACAGACCCCAGAGAGCAGCCGGAGUGAAGCGAGCCGGAUACUGGAUGAAGACAGCUGGAGUGAUGGGGACCAGGAACCCAUUACUGUGGAUCAGACAUGGAGAGGUGACCCUGACAGUGAAGCUGAUAGCAUAGACAGUGAUCAAGAAGAUCCCCUAAAACAUGCUGGUGUCUAUACAGCUGAAGAAGUAGCUCUUAUUAUGAGAGAAAAGCUAAUUCGUUUGCAAUCUUUGUACAUUGAUCAGUUUAAACGACUACAGCACCUGCUCAAAGAGAAGAAGCGCCGUUAUUUACAUAAUCGGAAAGUGGAACGCGAAGCUUUAGGUAGUAGUCUCCUGACUGGCCCUGAGGGACUUUUGGCCAAAGAGAGAGAGAAUUUAAAGCGACUAAAAUGUCUUAGGUGAUACCGUCAACGCUAUGGAGUAGAGGCCUUACUACACAGGCAGCUGAAGGAACGCAGAAUGCUGGCCACAGAUGGGGCCGCCCAACAGGCUCAUACCACUCGUUCCAGUCAGAGGUGCUUAGCCUUUGUGGAUGAUGUUCGCUGCUCCAAUCAGUCUCUUCCGAUGACCAGACACUGCCUUACCCAUAUCCGUCAGGACAAAUGCUGCCACGGAUCUGAAGAGGUGCCCUGCAACAAAGCAGUUCCUGUAAGCCUUUCUGAGGAUCCCUGCUGCCCACUGCAUUUCCAGUUGCCUCCUCAGAUGUAUAAGCCCGAGCAGGUCCUGUCUGUGCCAGACGGCCUGGAAGCAGGCCCUGUGGAUCUGUACUUGAGUGCUGCCGAGCUUCAGCCCACUGAGAGUUCACCACUGGAGUUCAGUGAUGACUUGGACGUUGUGGGUGAUGGCAUGCCGUGCCCUCCGUCCCCGUUGCUCUUUGAUCCUUCACUGGCUCUUGAAGGUCAUUUGAUUGCCGGAGGCCCAGGACAGAUGCAGGUGGCUGGGGAUGGGUGCAGAUCCCAGGGACCUCGAAAUGUAGAGAAAGCCUGUGCGCCAUUCCCUCAGCGUGGAUUGGUUACUGCAAAUGGAAAACCAGAACCCACUUCUAUCAGUUGACAGUUCAUUCUGGGAAUUGUUUGCCUUUGGAUUGAACUUUGCUUUCUUCAGACAAGCA
Arvicanthis niloticus (Nile rat) is the source of this 1522-nucleotide messenger RNA. The record is from RefSeq and is a predicted model, not a curated record. NCBI's taxonomy places the organism in Eukaryota, Metazoa, Chordata, Mammalia, Rodentia, Muridae.